AAAGGAUAUGAUACACAGAUAGAGAGGGAGGAGCUGACUAUAACUAGAUUUUUCCCCCUUUCCUCUCUGCCUGUAUUCCUGACACACGGAGGGAAGAGAAGAAAGAGAGAGAAAGAAUCAGCCAGGGAAAAACCUUUAAACAUCAACAAAGCCAAUAAAAAAAACAUUAAAAACCCAGGAUUUACAAAACUACCAGUUGUUUCCCCCCCAGCAUUCUUUUAGGGGUGAAAGACUUGUUAUUUUGGGGGAGGUUUCAGUGGGAGGAGGAAAGCCUGCACCCCUCUUAUUUUUAUUUUUCUAUUUUGCCAUCCCCUCACUCCUUUUUUUUGCCCCCCCUCCCCAAGUUGUCUGCACCCUGUUCCUGCCACCCCAGGAGAGCUGAAGAAGGGGGAUUGAAAGCUUCUGCCCUGUUCUGCACAGAGUGGCUCUCAUUGUGAAAGGUACUUUUCUCACCUGCUCGCCCCCCCUCUGUCCGAAGAGGGAAUGUUCUACCUUCGGCAGGCGUAAUCUCCAUGUGAACCAUCUACCCCAUGACCCUUGGGCAGCUGGGGGCGGAGCCCACCUUGGUCUCUUCUGAUUGGUUCUGGAUGGAAUUACGUUGAAUGGACCAGAAUCUUAGCGGGCUGGACUGCUUGUCAGAGCCAGAUGAAAAAAGGUGGCCGGAUGGGAAGCGAAAAAGAAAGAACAGUCAAUGCAUGGGGAAAAGCGGCAUGUCAGGUGACAGCUCGGUAUCUCUGCUCUCUGCAGGGUAUAUCCCUAGCUACCUGGACAAAGAUGAGCCGUGCGUGGUGUGCAGCGACAAGGCCACAGGAUACCACUACAGAUGUAUCACCUGCGAGGGUUGCAAGGGCUUCUUUCGUCGCACAAUCCAGAAGAACCUGCAUCCCUCCUACUCCUGCAAAUAUGAUGGAUGUUGCAUCAUUGACAAAAUCACCCGAAAUCAAUGCCAGCUCUGCCGCUUCAAGAAAUGUAUCGCAGUGGGCAUGGCAAUGGAUCUUGUCCUGGAUGAUUCCAAGCGGGUAGCCAAGCGGAAACUGAUCGAGGAGAAUCGGGAACGGCGGCGGAAGGAGGAGAUGAUCAAGACAUUACAGCAGCGUCCCGAGCCGAGCAGCGAGGAGUGGGAAUUAAUACGCAUAGUGACGGAGGCUCACCGAAGCACGAACGCACAGGGCAGCCACUGGAAGCAGAGGAGAAAGUUCCUGCCUGAUGACAUUGGCCAGUCGCCAAUGGCCUCCAUGCCGGAUGGUGAUAAAGUUGACUUGGAGGCGUUCAGCGAGUUCACCAAAAUAAUCACCCCAGCAAUUACUCGAGUGGUGGACUUCGCCAAGAAACUACCCAUGUUCUCAGAGCUGCCCUGUGAAGACCAGAUCAUCCUGUUGAAAGGGUGUUGUAUGGAGAUCAUGUCUCUGCGUGCAGCUGUGCGCUAUGACCCAGACAGCGAGACCCUGACGCUGAGCGGGGAGAUGGCCGUGAAGCGCGAACAGCUGAAGAACGGAGGUCUUGGUGUGGUCUCUGAUGCCAUCUUUGACCUUGGGAGGUCUCUCGCUGCAUUCAACCUCGAUGAUACCGAGGUUGCGCUGCUGCAAGCUGUCCUGCUCAUGUCCUCAGACCGUACGGGUUUGAUCUGCACGGAUAAGAUAGAGAAAUGUCAGGAGACGUACCUCCUCGCCUUUGAACACUACAUUAAUCAUCGCAAACACAACAUUCCUCACUUCUGGCCUAAGCUCCUGAUGAAGGUGACGGACCUCCGCAUGAUUGGGGCCUGUCACGCCAGCCGCUUCCUGCAUAUGAAAGUUGAGUGCCCCACAGAGCUCUUCCCACCACUCUUCCUUGAGGUCUUCGAGGACCAGGAAGUCUGAGGGGUAGUACAUGGUUGUGGAGUGCAAAUGGCCCUGUUCCUACCUGCCCUCCCGGCAGACUCUUAUGACCUGAAGAGAAGCGGACAGGUGCCAUCUUGAUAACUUGGACAACCCAGGAGCGUUCUGGCUGCCAUCAUCGUUCAUCCAUUCAACCCAAGAACAGUUCUUUGAAAUCCAUUUAGUGCAUCAUGGUGAACAAUAAUCAAAGAAUCUUUGGCUGCAUCUUGGUGCACACUGUGGUCCCAUGAAAGUCAAUCACCGUUGUUGUAGUUUCGUGUGACACCAUUUUGCUGCACCCUAAAAGAACCAGGAAAGGAAGCUUCUUUGGUUGACCAUGAAUAACCAGUGGAGGCUGUCUGGGUGGCACUUAAACAACAUUUCAGAUAUGGGAGGGUGAAAAUAAUAAGAGAGGCUCAAAGCCUUCCAGCCCUCCUCAUUUGUGUGUGUAUGAUUUAUAUAUAUAUAUAUAUCAUAUAUAUAUAUAGUUCAUACACAUUUAUAAACUCAAAGACAGUUUUCUACUGAGGCAGCACUUGGUCUUGU
Molecule: messenger RNA, 2402 nt
Organism: Spea bombifrons (plains spadefoot toad)
Lineage: Eukaryota; Metazoa; Chordata; Amphibia; Anura; Pelobatidae
Gene: THRA
Product: thyroid hormone receptor alpha
Exons: 9
Coding region: 603-1859 (418 amino acids)
Biological process (GO): thyroid hormone receptor signaling pathway; negative regulation of transcription by RNA polymerase II; positive regulation of transcription by RNA polymerase II
Molecular function (GO): nuclear receptor activity; zinc ion binding; RNA polymerase II cis-regulatory region sequence-specific DNA binding
Source: RefSeq, a predicted model, not a curated record